AUGUACAGCUACAUCUUUAGGGCCGCUCGGGUUAAUAUAUGUCGUCAGAGGCUCCUCACGCCAAUCCCGGGGCGCCGGGGGCGGCGCCUCGCGCUCUCCGUACGCAGAUAUUGCUUUUCGGAGUGUUUGGUGGUAGGUAAUCGAGGCAAGGCAUUCCGCAGGCCGACGGGUGCAGUUUUGUGCGGGUCGAGAGCAGAGGCGGCGGGCUGCAGGGGCCCCACAAAGGGGCGGCUGAGCCCAGGCGGACGCGGGGCGCGGCGGGGAAGGCUGGGACGCCAGCCCCUCCGAAGACCUUGGGCGAUUUCAAAGCGCAGGCACCUCGAUUCCCCGAAUUUGUGGUGUGGCGGGUCCCGGUGUUCCCCUGUUUUAACUAGCCUGUUUGUUCCCUCCGUAGGUCAGUUUCCCUGGCGGCCUGGCCCUGGUCAUAACGUCUUAAGGCAGAGAACAGGGAGUGGAGAGCAGCUGAAGCCAGAUUCAUUGCAAAUUGUAUACAUGCCAGCAAUAUUUUCUUCCAAGCCGGGAGGAAAUCAUUCAACAUUCAGAGGAGGAAGUAAUUGCAAGUUUGCAUCCAUGCUCUGUGGAAACAGCCAAAACCUCGAGGAACAAAACGUGGAAUUGCAUUCUGCUUGCAAAGCAUCCAACUUCAAAGAAGAAAAGCAGAAUUCCAUUCAGAACACGUUUGGAGGCUUCUCUCAAUCGGUGUGGAGCCCGAGGACGCAGCCAGACAACUGCGGGCCGGGCCGGGUCGCCUCCCCGGGGAUCGCAAGGCCUCAGCCCUCGAAGGACAGUGUGCGCCCCAGACUGAGAUGCGGGGCUGCAGCCACAGCCCGGGACUGUUAGGGUGCAGGGGGCGCCACCCCUCACUUAGGCCUCUGCGCUGGCUGCUGGGCCGCUCCUGGUUAACGUCUCCUUUUGAUGCCACCGCCGCCUAGG
Messenger RNA from Myotis brandtii (Brandt's bat), 933 nucleotides. RefSeq lists its product as uncharacterized. The coding region runs from base 1 to 840 and encodes 279 amino acids. NCBI's taxonomy places the organism in Eukaryota, Metazoa, Chordata, Mammalia, Chiroptera, Vespertilionidae. The transcript is spliced from 7 exons. The record is from RefSeq and is a predicted model, not a curated record.